AAUAAUAAUAAUAAUAAAUUGAACUCGGUGGUGGUGAGCCAGAGCGCAAGUUAAAAGGCAAGAGGAAAGUGGGAAGAGUCACAUGGUGUUUGGGUUGAGUCUCUUAUAAAAUAAAAAAUCGAAGCCUCAUGUGAACGCUUUCACUGCUAUUCUUUUUUCUUUUUUCAAAACCUCAAAACCACAAUGAUGAACCCAUUUUCUAUCAUCAUCAUCGUCAUCAUCAUCAUCAUCAAUUUCAUCCAACGGUCAGCAGCAUCUCUCCCUCCCUUUUCCCACUGGCGCAGCCGAUCAUGUUAGCCGCCGCUGCCGCCGCUUCAUCCUCCAGCAACUGGCUCCGAGCUGGCCGAAGCCGAUACCUCUGCCUCUGCCUCUGCUUUCCCAUCCUCCUUCCUUUCCUCUGCGCCACUUUCCCUCUCCUCUGCGCCGCUGAGCUGUGCGUCCGUCUUUGCCGCCGCCAGCGCUUGAGGAAGAUCGCGCGUGAUUCCAAAGAAGACGAUGAGCGGCUUCGCCGAUGCGAGGAAGGUCGUUGCGGUGCGGCGUUGGAGGAGGAGGAAGAGGUGGGUUUGUUGCAGAGGUACUUGGAAGAUCAGCUUAUGCUUGUUGGAUCGGUCUAUGACUGUGGGGACGAUGAUGUUGAUGAAGAUUUAGUGGGCUUUGGGUUUGUUGGCCAUGGCGGUGGUCGUGCUGAUGAUUCUAGAACUCCUCUUUUGUGCUGAUUUUGAUUCGAAUUUCAUUCCAUUUAUUGUUUUGGAAAUGGUUUUUUUUUUUUUUUUUUUUUUAGCUGUUUGUGUAAAUGACACAGAGACUGUAGUCUAACUGUUGUUGAAUCUAGGAUUUUGUUUUGUGUAGUAUUGGGGUUGGAAAUGCCUGAAAUUGUGAAUAUUUUCAUCAACUUGAGAAUAUUUAUUUUUCAAGAAAUUAUGAAUAUUCUAUUUACUUGUUGCACAGAAA
Molecule: messenger RNA, 951 nt
Organism: Ziziphus jujuba (common jujube)
Lineage: Eukaryota; Viridiplantae; Streptophyta; Magnoliopsida; Rosales; Rhamnaceae
Exons: 1
Coding region: 291-716 (141 amino acids)
Source: RefSeq, a predicted model, not a curated record